Molecule: messenger RNA, 1308 nt
Organism: Mizuhopecten yessoensis (Yesso scallop)
Lineage: Eukaryota; Metazoa; Mollusca; Bivalvia; Pectinida; Pectinidae
Product: mitochondrial import inner membrane translocase subunit Tim13-B-like
Exons: 3
Coding region: 88-330 (80 amino acids)
Source: RefSeq, a predicted model, not a curated record
CAUGAUAAUCAAGUAGCGCCCUAGCUAACACGCGUUUCGAAGGUUAUAUAUGAUCACAUUUAAGUUAGCGAUACAACUUGAUAUACAAUGGACCCAUCAAAAAGAGACGACAUAUUAAAUCAAGCAAGACAAGAAAUUGCGUUAGCAAAUGCACAGAUGUUGCUGCAGACUGUCGCUGAUAAAUGUUUUAGAAAAUGUGUGUACAAGCCAGGGACCUCUUUGGACAAUUCAGAACAGAAAUGUGUAGCAAUGUGCAUGGACAGAUAUAUGGAUGCCUGGGAUUUAACAGCCAAAACCUACGCCAGUAGACUACAACGAGAAAUGUCAUAGAAAAUAAUGUGGUAUUAGAGAACUGUAUAAACAAAGAGUGGGCUGAAAAUAAGAACAGGAGGUACACUGCAGGUGGGACGGUAGACAUAGGAUGAAUAUUUGGUGUCUGAUGAAUAUCGCCCAGAACGUCAUCAACAACAUGUGUUGUACACAGUACACAUGUAAACAUUUAAUGUGUAAACAGACUACGACAACAUAGAGACAUGUCAUUGUCACAUUUUGUAUGAUCCUGUAUAUUAAAAACACAGGAUGUGUCCGAGUUCUUAUAAAAAUCACUAUGUUUUAAUUAUCAAAAAUUUUGACAGAAAACUGUAUUUAUGACAACACUGUUACAUAGAUAUUAUGUAAUAUGUUAAAAUCUGAAAAUAUGAUGAGAUAUUAUUGAUUACUAUACUGGUAAAUUUCAUAGCCAGACUCCAGUUUCACAAAAUUUUCUGACUUUUUAUUUUCUUAAGUGAAGUAGUGCUUUUCUAUGGAAAAUUUAAGAUACCGAACCUACCAUAUGUGAAACUUUGGCCAGGCCUGUAUUAUUUUAACAUAUCAGCAUGGUGUACGGUUUAUUGUCUGUUCAUUAAGACAUUUUUUUCCAAUUAACAUCUUAUGAAGAGGAAUCAUUACCUCCUUCUGUUACCAUAUUUAUUUUGCAAUAGGCCAAGGGAGUCAACACAUAAUUUGCUAAGACACCUCUAAUGAUUAUUUUAACCAUUAACGGACCAGUAAGAUUUACGAGCAAUGAGUUUUACAUGUUUGUAAAGAUGACAUGUGGAGGAAACCAUUGAAAAUCAAUCUUUAUAAAUAUUCCAUGUUAUAUUUACAACUACCAAACGUCUAUGAUAAAACAAAGUACACAGUAUCCUUUCUGUAUACGAUGCAGUCUGUCAAAUGACGAAGAGCUCUGUGUACAAAUCAUUCUGUCAUAUGUUUUCAUAUAAGUUUGUUUGAUUUUGAUUUAUAAAUAAAUUAAAAAAGUCAUUCUUA